GCCGAGGAGGCGGCGCGGCGGACGGCGGCCCCAGAAGAGCGCCCGCGCUUGGCCCGCGGACCGCGCCGCCACCGCCUGGGCUGGCCCUGAGGAGCGCCCGCGCCGCCGCCGCGCGGACCGAGGUUAUGAACGUGAUUUUUGAUGAAACUGGAUUGGAAACAUUUUCAUGAUCUUUGUACAUUUAUAUAUAUGUAUUUUAAAAUUUUGCAUUUGACUUAAAGUGCCAUGAGAAAAUUUGCAUAUUGCAAGGUGGUCCUAGCCACCUCCUUGAUUUGGGUACUCUUGGAUAUGUUCCUGCUGCUUUACUUCAGUGAAUGCAACAAAUGUGAUGAAAAAAAGGAGAGAGGACUUCCUGCUGGGGAUGUUUUAGAGCCAGUACAAAAGCCUCAUGAAGGUCCUGGAGAAAUGGGGAAACCAGUCGUCAUUCCUAAAGAGGAUCAAGAAAAGAUGAAAGUUCCUACAACAAGUGUGGUGAUUGUUUUCCACAAUGAGGCCUGGAGCACACUUCUUCGAACUGUCCAUAGUGUCAUAAAUCACUCCCCAAGACACAUGCUGGAAGAAAUUGUUCUAGUAGAUGAUGCCAGUGAAAGAGACUUUUUAAAAAGACCUCUGGAGAGUUAUGUGAAAAAAUUAAAAGUACCAGUUCAUGUAAUUCGAAUGGAAAAACGUUCUGGAUUGAUCAGAGCCAGGUUAAAAGGAGCCGCUGUGUCCAAAGGCCAAGUGAUCACAUUCUUAAACGCUCACUGUGAGUGCACAGUGGGGUGGCUGGAGCCUCUCUUAGCCAUGAUCAAACAGGACAGGAAAACAGUGGUGUGUCCCAUCAUCGAUGUGAUCAGUGAUGAUACUUUUGAGUACGUGGCGGGUUCUGAUAUGACCUAUGGGGGAUUCAAUUGGAAGCUCAAUUUUCGCUGGUACCCUGUUCCCCAAAGAGAAAUGGACAGAAGGAAAGGUGACCGGACUCUUCCUGUCAGAACGCCUACCAUGGCCGGAGGCCUGUUUUAUAGAGAUCACUUUCAGGAGAUUGGAACAUACGAUGCUGGAAUGGAUAUCUGGGGAGGAGAAAACCUAGAAAUUUCCUUUAGGAUUUGGCAAUGUGGAGGCACCCUGGAGAUCAUUACUUGCUCACAUGUUGGACACGUGUUUCGGAAAGCUACACCUUACACGUUUCCGGGAGGCACAGGACAGAUUAUCAACAAAAAUAACAGACGCCUCUCAGAAGUGUGGAUGGAUGAAUUCAAGAAUUUCUUCUAUAUAAUUUCUCCAGGUGUUACAAAGGUAGAUUAUGGAGAUAUAGCAUCAAGACUUGGUCUAAGACACAAACUCCAAUGCAAACCUUUCUCUUGGUACCUAGAGACUAUUUAUCCUGAUUCGCAGAUUCCACGUCACUAUUUCUCUUUGGGAGAGAUACGCAAUGUAGAAACAAAUCAGUGUCUCGAUAACAUGGCUAGAAAAGAGAAUGAAAAAGUUGGAAUCUUUAACUGUCACGGUAUGGGAGGUAAUCAGGUUUUCUCUUACAAUGAAAAAGAAAUUAGGACGGACGACCUUUGCUUGGAUGUCUCCAAACUCAACGGCCCAGUCACAAUGCUCAAAUGCCACCACCUAAAAGGCAACCAACUUUGGGAGUAUGAUCCCGUGAAAUUGACCCUGCAGCAUGUGAACAGUAACCAGUGCCUGGAUAAAGCCACGGAGGAGGACAGCCAGGUGCCCAGCAUCAGAGACUGCAGCGGAGGCCAGUCCCAGCAGUGGCUUCUCCACAACGUCACCCUUCCAGAAAUAUUCUGAGACCAAAUUUACACAAGAAAAA
Molecule: messenger RNA, 1804 nt
Organism: Myotis myotis
Lineage: Eukaryota; Metazoa; Chordata; Mammalia; Chiroptera; Vespertilionidae
Product: polypeptide N-acetylgalactosaminyltransferase 1-like
Cellular component (GO): Golgi apparatus
Source: RefSeq, a predicted model, not a curated record